This is a messenger RNA of Frankliniella occidentalis (western flower thrips), 1274 nucleotides long. Its product is annotated as troponin C. Gene Ontology annotation, molecular function: enzyme regulator activity; calcium ion binding. The coding region runs from base 237 to 695 and encodes 152 amino acids. Lineage: Eukaryota; Metazoa; Arthropoda; Insecta; Thysanoptera; Thripidae. The transcript has 7 exons. The record is from RefSeq and is a predicted model, not a curated record.
CCGGUGGUGGGGGGGCGGCAGUAGUCGUGUUGUGAGCCCCGGCAGGACCCCCACGCACCAGCACCAAGCACCAGCAACCCCCGCAGCACAGCGAGCUUCAGGUGCCAUCGGCAGCCAGCGGCGGCCAGCGGACCAGCAGUCUUCUCCGGACCACACCACAAGAAGGGCUGAAAGCUGAGAGCUUUUAGCACAGCGCUUCAGGACUAGACCGAGACCCCAACACACCAACCGUAGCCAUGGAUGAUCUUCCCCCAGAACAGAUCGCCGUCCUCCGCAAGGCCUUCGAUGCCUUCGACCGCGAACACACCGGUUCCAUCCCCUGCGACAUGGUGGCCGACAUCCUCAGGCUCAUGGGGCAGCCCUUCAACAAGAAGAUCCUGGAGGAGCUCAUCGAGGAGGUGGACGCCGACAAGUCUGGCCGCCUGGAGUUCGAGGAGUUCAUCACCUUAGCAGCCAAGUUCAUCGUAGAGGAGGACGCCGAGGCCAUGCAGAAGGAGCUCCGGGAAGCCUUCAGGCUGUACGACAAGGAGGGCAACGGCUACAUCCCCACAUCCUGCCUCAAAGAGAUCCUGCGAGAGCUGGACGACCAGCUGACAGAGCAGGAGCUCAACAUGAUGAUCGACGAGAUCGACUCUGAUGGCUCCGGCACCGUCGACUUCGAUGAAUUUAUGGAGAUGAUGACCGGAGAAGUCUAGUUUGGUGAUCGUGUCGUGUGCAAUAUGACAAAAUGAAUUCAUGGAGAUGAUGGUGGGGGAGGAGUAAUUUGUCCGAGCUCUCAUACACUCAUAUACAAACGGUGACCACACACUCCAUCAAUCCGACAGCAGUUCAAGAAGAUCCAUAGUAAAUGCCCUCAUCAACUCUCCUGAAUCAUCAUUUUUGUCAAAACCUACCAUUAUCAUUCUUGACUGUUAUUAAUGUAUGUAUUAUGCCUUAUUCCGUGACAUUUUUCUUAUUGGGCCUAAUUAUAAUUGUGGUGAAUGUUUAGUAUUGAAAUGGAGAGAAUGUUCCAUUUCUGUAAGUUAAAUGUAAGUGUACUUCUGAGAAACAAGAUUACCUCAGGGGUAUGCACACUUCAUACAUGCUUAUGAAAGCAAUAAGAAAUUUGAAAUUUGAUUGAGGAGCUAGAUUUGUUCAAGAUUUGUUUGCAUAUCUGUUUAUACAAAUGUUGUUUACCUUGUUUUUAUGAUGUAGCCAGUUAUUUUUACACUGCGUGUAUCCUUCUCAUAUUUUGACUACAGUAUUCCAAGAAAAAAUAUACUGAAAACCCAAAA